Molecule: messenger RNA, 3510 nt
Organism: Didymodactylos carnosus
Lineage: Eukaryota; Metazoa; Rotifera; Eurotatoria; Philodinida; Philodinidae
Source: the annotation of a GenBank genome assembly
ACUUUUUCAGACUUGCCUACGAAUAAACUUGUAGAAGAAAGUUUGACUGCGUUUACAUCAUACUGCUAAGAAGCCAAUAAUAGUUUAUUUUUUAUUCAAAUGGAAUCAAAACAAUAAAAAAAAAAAAUAGUUCAUGGUCGGAUUCGAUCCCAUUACCCAUCCGCCAUCUUGAAUUUUACAAAGCGAGAACGUUACUGAUAGACUAAAUCGGUAGUUUUAGGUGCCGAAAAGGUGCCAAGAGGUGUGAAAAGGUGCCAAGAGGUGCCGAAAAGGUGCUGAGGUGCUAUACUAAAAAAAGUGCUUUUUCCCCCUUGCCAAAACAUCACAUUUUUGUACGCUGGAAGAAUCGUUAUUCAAUUGUAUCCUAUUUCAGCCAUCCAUCAUCAUCUGGUGUAAGUUUAAGAAUGAAAAUUAUUGAAGAAAUAUUGAAAAUUGAUAUAUAUGUUGAGGUAUCAAUUUUUUUUAAUCACUAAAAAAAGAUAGUUUUGAUCAUCUUAAGCUUAAAAUGGAGCUAUUCGUAGCUGCAAGAUUUCUCUGUAGCGAAGCGUUAUAGAGGGCCCAGACUGAUCUUAAGUUGAUGAAAACACAUCUGGUUAUAGACUAAUAGAGCCGGAUUUUUUAUAUUUUACUUUUCAAAUUAAAGAUCAACGUCAAAAGUUCAAAAUUUGAAAAAUUCUCAUUAACUUACAUAAAGAUAUUUUUCUAACCACAAAUCCAGACCGAAUAUCAAAAAUUGGGCUCUAUUAGCUUCGAGCCACAUGUGCUACCUUUAGUUUAAGCCCUUCCCGAGCUCUCUGCUAUGUUUCGUUACUGAGAAAUCGUGCAGCUACGAAUGGUGUUAAGAUGAAAGUCGCUUUCCACAUAUGGUGGCGCCAGUAUCUGAUGCAUGUUUUAGGACUUGCAGUAAAACUCUCAUAAUUCUUGAUUAGAAAAACAUUCAGAGCUGGGAGAUAUCUCACUUUGAUAAAAAAUGUCUGCUCUAUUUCCUGGUGCUAUUGAAAAUAUUUUUGGAUUUGUUUUUUAUCGGAAAGCAAAAUUUUUUCGACAGUCAGCUUUUCAAGGUUUUCAGAAAACUUUUCUAAAAACACCUCCAUACUUCUUCAAUGAGGACCAAAUAACAUUGGAUCCUAAUAGUAGAUACUGUGGGCUAUCUGGUAAUGUGCUUAGCUCAAUAUCAACUUUUUAUAAAAAGUUAUAUGUUUCUAACGGAAACAUAUCUAUUUACAAUUGUAACAAUAUGUUUUCACAUAUUGUUUUAUUUUUUGUUCUGUACAUUAUAUUUUGGUGCAUGCUAUUAAAGUGAUACUGUAAUCUUACUAAGAAUUGGUGAUCAAAAGUAUAUUUAUCCUAUAUGUUGUAGGCAGGCAAAUUUUAAGUUUGACUGUAACGUAUAUGUCUUUGAUAUCCAAUAAAUAAAUAUAUUUUAGGCGAAAUGGUAUAAUUCCAGUUAAUGAUCAAACAAAAAGUUGUUGUGCAAAGGUUUACACGCAAAAUGAGUACCAGUCAACAAGUCUUUUUAUAUUUGAAAGUAUAAUUUGUUGAAGAAAAACUCUGUUUUUAUUAUAAUAUAUGCAGUAAUAUUCUAUUUUAAAGUGUCCAACUCAAAAAUGGAGUACAAUAUUUUUAAAUUCGGGGUCUCCGAAAUGUGUCAUAGUUUCCAUUUGCACGAAACGUCGGGAUUUUAAAUGAUCCAGUCCUUGAGGUUUUAACUGACGGGAUUUUGAAUGAGACCAGUUCGAUACCGAACUCACAUGUAUGACUAAUAUUAAUCUAGCAUCCGUUCUAACAUCCAAGGUCAUGGUGAAACUUCGACUGUUUCGACAUUGUCUAUUUUUGUAACACUAAGUAGUUGUCGUACAAAAGUCCAUUAUGGAUUCUAAAGUGAUAAUUUUUUGUAACAAUGAAUUGGAGUGAACAUUUUUUUUCAUGUUCGAUGGUACUUAUCCGAAGCAUUUCAUGCGAUAAAACUAUAAUGAAACUAGACAAAAGUAAAAUGAACAUCAUGACAAAAAAUAAUGUACGCGAAAACUUAAAAACUAUUAUUCUUUAAUAUCCUCCAGAGCAAGUUUUGGAAACAAUUUUUUCGUAUUUUAAUAUAAUCGCUAGUAUGUUCAACGAUAAUAUUAUCUCUUUUUUUUGAUCUUCUCAUCCUACACUCUAACAUCUUUAUAAUGACAGAAAGAAGCAUUUGUAUAUAAACUUUAUGUGUAUCAACAGCAAUUUAUGGACGUUUUUCUAUUUAUCUUUGAUAUUCUUCGUGGUAUAGAAUUCAUUUGGAAGUGGGAACUAUAUUAUGAAGAGAAAAAAAAAGAAGGAAGACGAAGAUAUGUUAUUUCUGGAAACAGUGUGUGCACAAAAGACGAGAUAUUAUUCUCUAAAUUGUUUUGGUAAUAACAGAUUUCUUUUUCUUCUUUUUUCUUGCGUAUAAAAACAAAAAAAGAAAAUAACCUAUUUGUCCAUACUGUAAGUGGAAAUACAAUUAGAGAGUUUUUCUGCUUAUUUCCUACGCCAAACGAACAAGACGUUGUUAUUCUCAUUUUCUGGUUAUACCACAUCCUUUCUUUUCUUUACUCGAUCGAAGUAAGUACUAGGUUUGCAGACAAUUUUUUGUUGUUAUUUAUUUUGUAUGUGAUUAUACAAGAUUUUCAAUUAUUUUAGGAAAAUUGAAAAUCGUUCGACAACUUUUGUUCGGUAAUAUUAAAUAAUCAGUAAGUUAAUUGAUUUUUAUAAGAAAAUUUCGUAACUAAUGCAACCGUUUUGAACAAAACAACUGCAUUAGUUAUAAAAUUCCCAUUUAAUAUUAAAUGUUUUUACAGAAUAUCAUUAAUAUUUUUUAUACAAUUAGUGUCUUCGGGAUCGGCAUUUAGCAAUGUUCUCAAAGCAAAGGAAGAUAUGCAAAAAUCUCCUGAACAGUUGGAACAAGAAAAACGUUCAGUAUUAGCUCAACGUAUUCAACCACUUCAAUUAGAUGGAAAAACCAAAGAUCAAUUAAUUGAAAAGGCUAAACAAUUACAUAAUGCGUUAAGUCAAUUGCAUGGUGCCAUCUAUGAAUUAACAGAUCGAUUUGAACGACAAAAAUAUGAUAUGGUUGAAUUAAGUGAACGAGCUCGUCAAAUUGAGAAAGGAAAAGCAAAAACUCGUAAAUCAAAUAUUGUUCAUACUGGUCUCGGCGGUGGAAUAUUCACUGGUCUAAACGAUGUCACUGUUCAAGCACCGCCAAAAGUGUCGUUAUUUUCACGAUAUGAACGAGUUACUGAUCGUCGUACAUACAAAGAUCGUCGAGAUGUAUGGGCUGAAGAAAAGAAAGCUCAAGAAUUUGUAGCUGAACGACCAAAAGCUAAAAUAAAACAUGUUACACCACCACCAGAAGAUAAUCCAUUGAAAAAAAAAGAAAGUAAAAGACAAGAGAAUGAGGAGUCACAUGAAGAAGCUCCAGCUGAAGAGGAAGCGCCUGCUGAAGAGCCAGCUGAAGAAGAAGCACCAGCAGCAGAAGAGGAAGAAGAAGAAUAG